AUGGAUACUGCUGCUGCUAAUGAAAAUCCAAUAUUGAGUUGUUUAGGAAGCUCCAGCAAUUAUGAUGAAUUAAUGGCUGGCUACAGCAAUUAUGAUGAAUUUAUGGCAGCCGUCAGGGUUCUUGUUGUUGAAGAUGAUCCGACUUGUCUUUUAAUAAUCAAAACUAUGCUCCAGAAACUAUACCAAGUUACCGCUUGUCGUCGAGCAAAGGAUGCUUUAUCUAUGCUUCGAGAGGAUAAAAACAGGUUUGAUAUUAUCAUAAGUAAUUUGCGUAUGCCAGAGAUUGACGGCUUUAAGCUCCUUGAGAUCCUUCAGUUGGAGUCUGUGGAUUUGCCUGUUGUUAUGAUAUCGGCAGAAGAUGGAAAAGAAGUUGUUCUCAAGGGUAUCAUUCAGGGUGUUUGUGAUUAUUUGGUGAAACCUGUUUCCAUGGAGAAAAUAAAAGUCCUAUGGCAACAUGUUAUUCGCAAGAAAUAUACUGGGUUUAAAGAACUAAACCAACCAAGAAAUGUAACAGGUGGUGCCCUGGAGAUAAAUCAAUCUAAAAAUGCAGAUAAUGAACCCCGACGAAUUGAAGGAAAUAAUCAAACAUUGAAAAGAAGAUUAAAUGAUGAUCAAGAAGAUGAGGCCCUUGAUGAGGUGACCAGUGGAAAGAAGCCACGGGUAACUUGGACACAGGAGCUGCAUCAGAAGUUUGUCACAGCUGUUAAUCAACUGGGCCGUGAUAGGGCUGUUCCAAAGAAAAUUUUGGAACGCAUGAAAGAAAUGAAUGUUUUUGGUCUCACCAGAGAAAAUGUAGCCAGCCACCUUCAGAAAUAUCGUUUGCAUCUUCAAAGGCUAACUGAGUCUCCACAUGAGAUUGGACAAUCCCGAGUCUAUAUGGAUCCCGAAAAGUCAAUUUUUGGUCAUUCUUCUCAAGCAGCUACCUUUUCGGGUAAAGUUUCAGUGCCAAGCCUGGCCAUCCCAGAAGCCACCGGAUUUAACUCUAGAGGAGUUGGCAUGCCUUACGUUGAUCAAAGGAACAAUUUUGACUCCAGGAGUCCUGAAUCAAGUUUCUAUUCCGUAACUGAUUUGCCUAUUCAUGAUUAUCCUUUUAGGAGUACUGCUGUAGCAAUGGCUCCCUUUACAAAUUCAUUUUCCCCAGCCGAGGAAUAUGAAUAUACGUAUCUGGGAGACGCUGCUCAGCAUUCUAGAAACUCCUCAAUGGUUGAGUUCAAGGGUGAAAGUAUGUCCCAGUUUAUGCCUGAUCAGCCUCUACUUCCUAUUGAGUACUUUGAUGAUCAAGAAUCUACCUUGCGCGGACCAUUUUUGUAG
Messenger RNA from Pistacia vera, 1311 nucleotides. RefSeq names its product two-component response regulator ARR2-like. NCBI's taxonomy places the organism in Eukaryota, Viridiplantae, Streptophyta, Magnoliopsida, Sapindales, Anacardiaceae. Gene Ontology annotation, biological process: cytokinin-activated signaling pathway; phosphorelay signal transduction system. The transcript is spliced from 5 exons. Gene Ontology annotation, molecular function: DNA binding. The record is from RefSeq and is a predicted model, not a curated record. Bases 1 to 1311 code for a protein of 436 amino acids.